AUGGAAGGUCGGAUUGCCUUGUCAAACAAGGCUCUUGCGACAGUCGGACUGGUGGCUGCCUACGUUUUUGUCGCAGUUCUGUGCGGGUUACCGAGGGUUAAUGCCGCGGAAACAUCAAACGUUACUUGCACUCGAAAAAGUCAGAUGACCACUUGUGUCUGCUCAACAGCGUCAGGCGUUGACGAAGAAGCCAGCGAUUCGACAGACACCGCAACCCUGUCAGAGUUGAGCAAUGGAAUCGCUAUCCAGUGCCCCAAAGCCACUUUUGACUUUGUGCCCGCUGCUGAAACGGACGUAUGCGUUGCGGCCACCACUGCGGAGACCCUGAAGUCGUGUAAAACGAACUCGAAAAUUCCCAUUAAACAGUUCCUUAAUCUGAAAACCGACGACAACAUCCCCAAAUGGACGGAAACGACGGUACAGUCUAAUGAGCAGCACUCCAUAGUAUUUCCCGAACAUAUUUUCCCUCUAGUUGACAAAAGCUUCUUCGUCGGUUGCAGGCAAACAAGCCCAGACAACGGUAGCGCUAAACAGUGCGUGGUGAAUGUAAGCGUCAAGGCCAGGACCUCGGCUGUGAAGAACGGUGUCCUCAUUUGCGCGUACGGCAACGAGAGCAACGAGUCCGUUCCAGAAGUAACACUGAAUUCCCAGAACAACUCGCUGACUAUCCUGUGUGGCAGUGAGGGACAGAUGGAGCCGACCAAGGAAUCUUUGACAGCCUACCACUGCGCCGGCUCCGACACAUUGGACUGCAAGGAGGUGAACCUGACCGAGAUCAUGCCGACCUUCACAUCGAGCUGGUGGACAACGGAUUCGAACAACGGUAACGCGCCUAAACUCGUGAUUCCGGAAGACGGCUUUCCUGCUCAGGAAGAAACGAUUGUGUUGGGUUGCAACCCAGACAUCGCCGGAACUUCGAAGGCUCCUGCCGGUGAUCAAACCGCAGCUGCAGCGCUGCCGACCUGCAAGGUGAAGAUGACACUCAGUCCCCAGACCUCCGGUUCACUGACUACGAACGCUUCCUUCCACAGAUUGUUUGUUCUGGUAUCAAUUCCGCUUUUCUUUCUUGGGACAUACUGA
Messenger RNA from Neospora caninum, 1080 nucleotides. Its product is annotated as srs domain-containing protein. The transcript has a single exon. The record is from RefSeq and is a predicted model, not a curated record. Gene Ontology annotation, cellular component: membrane. Lineage: Eukaryota; Apicomplexa; Conoidasida; Eucoccidiorida; Sarcocystidae. Bases 1 to 1080 code for a protein of 359 amino acids.